CAUGGCCUCAAAACCAGGCUGGAACAAGAGUGUGUGUUUGUGCUUUGGUUACCCAGUCUUGAGUUUACAAGAAGGAUUUACACGCUACAUGCGCAGUCAGCACUUUAAUAGAGACUAAAAUGGGUAAAAGUAAAACCACUAAAUUUAAACGUCCGCAGUUUAACACGGUCGGGUUGCCGGUUAAUGCUGUGAAGGAAGUGGACGCUGAGGAAGAUGACCACGGGGAGGAUAGUUGUCCAGCUGCGGAGCUGUUGGAGAAAUUGGGGAGUCCCAGUGCAGAUGUGCGAGAGUUUGCAUGUGCCAGCAUUUCUCGGGUGGUGCAGCAGAGUCAGACCAUCCCAGGUUUCCUCCAGAGGGAUGCCGUGAGACGCCUAGGGCCCAUGCUGCUGGACAGCAGCCUGGCUGUCAGGGAGACUGCCACUGGAGCGCUCAGGAAUCUGAGUGCAUGUGGAGGUCAGGAGGUGUGCGAAGACAUGGUGAAGCACGACGUCAUGACUCCUCUGACAGCACUGCUUAGAGAGUGCUGUGCUGGUUUUGAGAGCGCCACUGUGCAGAUGAAAGACCAGAAGAAUGCAGUGGAGGAUGUAGCCUAUGAGGCUGUGAACUUACUGUGGAAUCUAUGUGAGAGCAGCAGCCAGUCGCUGUCCGUCUUCAACAAAGCGGGGCUCCUGGAUUUGGUUGUCCAGUGUCUGGAGAGACACCCACACAAUGUACAACUGGCCAUAUCUGCCGCUCACUGUUUGCAAACUGUGACUGAGGACAACCCAGAGCUGCUGUGUAGCAUGAACGCUGCGGUGCUUGGAGUCAUGGAGAGCGUGCUGCUGACAUCUCAGCCAGACAUGGCACACACUCUCCUCAGGACACUGGCUGCAGGGACACUAUGGAACAUGAAGGGCAGUCUGCCUGCUGCCCGUCAGGCCCAGACCCUCAACGCUGCGGUGGCCACCUUGUCACAGUGCUUGGAUCUCGACCCAGGUACACUGAUACCUGAACUCAGAGGAGCAGAAGAGCUUCGUCACAAAAACGCACCAGCUGGGGCAGAACAUGAAGACCACGCUGCGGGAGACCUCGCUGUGGCAGAGAUGGACGAGGAGGACGAGGAAGAACCUAAACACAAGAGGAAUGGAAAAGCUGCGAGGGUUGACAACGACUUCUCUGACCUGUUGCCUAGGGACAAGGAGGAGCUGAGGGAGGCAACAGCCUUGCUGACAGCCCAGCAAACGUCCUUAGAGAUCAUCGUCAACAUGUGCGCCUCUGACGACCCUUCUGACGAUGAGUGGGAGGAAGAGUCGAGCAGUGAUGAAAGCGACAUGGGUCCAGACGGUCUUUGUGACGCAGUGUCCAAUCUUAUGUCUCCACUGUGUUUGUCAGCUGAGGUUCACGGGGCUUUGAUCAACCACAGCAUUCCAGAAAAGGUCCUCAAAAAGACCGAAUUUACCAGAAAAGAAGCCAUGGAUGUGUGCCAACAGAAUCCCUCCUGGAAAGGCCUGAUAAAAAAGAUGCAGCGUGUGCAAUCCCGGGCGCUGACCUGCCUCCACAGCAUCCUCUCCACCAUGGACGCUGAGUCUCUGGGAGGACCGACAGCCCUGCAGGGAGCAGCACAGCACCUGUCCACGCUGGUUUUUGGAGCAGCAGAGAUACCCAAAGAUGAGGAGUUCCUCGAGGCCGUCAUCAGCGCCAUGCGCUCUCUUUUACAGAUGAUUGCCUCCAAAAAUAUCCCCCAGUGUAUGACCCCCCAGCAGUUGAUGAGCCUGAGCGAAGCAGCCACCCGCUGCGAUGUUGUCAGUGUGAGGGUCAACGCCGUCGCCAUUCUGGGCAUCACUGGAAACACAUUAGCCAAAGAGAAGGGCACUGCUGAAACCCUUCAGAUGAUCGGAGACGCCUUACUUCAAGUUGCCACGAGGGAUGCCGACCUGGUUGUAAAUGGAGAGGCACUGGACGCCUUGUUUGAUGUUUUUGCGGACGGAGACGAGGCAGAGACAGCUGCCAAAAACAUCCGCUUACUACCUGCACUGAAGGCACUUCAACCAGUCUUUAAAGCCAAGAUUCGUAAAGAAGGAAGAGGCAAGUACAGCCCCCAGCAGCUGUGCGUGCUCGACAACAUCAAAGUCAACCUGAGAAGAUUCAUUGGAUACCUGGAAAAGGUGGUGAAAAAAUAAUAACUUCAAUCAGUUGAACUUGUACGGUUUGGACAGAAGUGCUAUCAUGAGCACAGAAUGGAACAGUAUGUGGUCAUGAAACCAAGUAUUUAUUAUGUUGGUAUUGAACCAUUUUUUUCUCCUUGGUUUCAAUGUUAAUAGUCUCUAAAAUAAUGAUUUACUUGUGAGAGUUUAUUUGAGAAGAAAAACGGGGUGAAGUCUGAUAUUAGUUAUUAGUUACUGUAGGUUGCAGUAAAGAGAGGAUUUAUAUUUUUGCUCCCUUAGUUGAUAUGUAUCAUUCAAACCAAAAUGGUUGUCAGACUUAAAUUUGUAUAAUUUCAUGUCCCCCGAGAAUGCUUUUAAGAGAUCAGGUUCAGCGCUGACAUGUGUCAUGUGUCCCUUUUUAAAAAAAAUGUUGUCCCAUGUUUCAAUGGGCCGAUCAUUGACGUUAACACAGUUCUGCUAGAGGUGGAAGGCAGGGCUUUUCUACAUUACAGACCUUUUAUAGGAAGUAUCAGUUCCUCUUGUGUGAUUUGAUAUUGUGUAAUACAGUAAUAAUUUUUCUCGAGAUAUAAAAUUGGCUUGCUUAAAGAGAAACAAAAUAAAAAUUACUAUGGAAUUUCAGUUACUUACUAAGCUACAAGAGUUUGACAUGUUCUCUGCCAAGGUUGAGGUAACAUUCAACUCUAUUGGGACGGACACAUUAGCCUUAAACACAUAUUCUCUACCUCUGCCCAUCCCUCCACCUCCCAUCUCUGCCAGCAGAGUGUUGUCUUUUGCAGUAUUUUUGAACUUUGCUGUCUGCAAGUCACGACGGCAGCCAGCUUUUUACUUAAUGCAUUCUUGACAUUAACAAAAAGCAACUGCCACCUGAUCCAUAGUUUAUCAUGCUUCGAGUAACUGAAAACGUCAUCUCAUUAGCUUUCAUUAAUGCAAUAAACGGUGAAGAUUGAAUGGUGACUUGCACCCACGAAUGCUGUUUACCGUAAAUAUCUAAAUGAGCUGUGAUAGUUCUUAUGUUGUAAGAGCCAGUCACAGCUUUCUGGGUUCCGAUAACUUUUCAGGAAAAUGUUAUUGAAAUUAAAUAUAUCACUGAAAAAGAAAUAUUCAAAGGUACAUGUGAUUAUGUGAAUGGCUCUUUGAAAUAAAUCCUGAUU
Messenger RNA from Centropristis striata (black sea bass), 3295 nucleotides. RefSeq names its product HEAT repeat containing 3 (gene heatr3). The coding region runs from base 120 to 2159 and encodes 679 amino acids. The transcript has 15 exons. The record is from RefSeq and is a predicted model, not a curated record. Gene Ontology annotation, biological process: ribosomal large subunit biogenesis; protein import into nucleus. Lineage: Eukaryota; Metazoa; Chordata; Actinopteri; Perciformes; Serranidae.